Siniperca chuatsi (mandarin fish) is the source of this 1139-nucleotide messenger RNA. RefSeq names its product complement factor D (adipsin) (gene cfd). The transcript is spliced from 5 exons. The record is from RefSeq and is a predicted model, not a curated record. Bases 73 to 906 code for a protein of 277 amino acids. NCBI's taxonomy places the organism in Eukaryota, Metazoa, Chordata, Actinopteri, Centrarchiformes, Sinipercidae. Gene Ontology annotation, biological process: proteolysis. Gene Ontology annotation, molecular function: serine-type endopeptidase activity.
UGUUUCCUUUCUUUCAAGUGGGAGCCUUUAAAAGACCACAGUUGCUGGUUUUGGUUUAGUUAAACCGACAUCAUGGUAUCAGAGAAAGACGCUCUCGUGGCUGCUGCUGUUUUUGUUUUUGUCCUCAUUUCACACGGUGAGGGUAUAAUUGGUGGCAGAGAGGCAGAGCCACACUCUCGCCCCUACAUGGCCUCCAUCCAGGUGCCAGAAGGAGAGAAUAUGAAACAUGAGUGUGGCGGGUUUGUGAUUGCAGAUCAGUGGGUGAUGACUGCAGUACACUGUCUGCCAACAGGGCCAAAUGGAAGGAAAGUAGUGCUGGGUGUCCAUUCUCUGAGUGAACCUGAAGAAACAAAGCAGACGUUUGAUAUUUUGGAACUUUACAAUCACCCAAACUUCAGCGAGUCAAAUUAUGAUAAUGACAUUGCUUUAAUUAAGCUGGAUCGUCCAUUCAACAUCUCAGAAGCUGUUAAAGCAGUAGAAUACCUGCGAGCAGAUGGCACAAACCCCGGCACAGAUGCCAAGGUCGACACAGCCGGCUGGGGUUCCCUCGAUAACUUGGGGUCCAGACCAGACAAGCUCAAAGAGGUGGUCGUUGAGGUGGUCAGCUCGACUCGGUGCAGACGUAGCGACUACUUUGGCAGAAAGUUCACCGAUAACAUGAUAUGUGCACAUAAAGUAUGCCCAGACCCCUGUGAUCAACCAUAUAAGAAAGAAGACAGUUGUGAUGGUGACUCUGGAGGUCCUCUGCUCUACAAUGGUAUUGCAGUGGGCAUUACUUCCAAUGGAGGAAAGAAGUGUGGUCAAAUUAAAAAGCCUGGAAUUUACACUAUCAUCUCCCACUACACUGAGUGGAUUGACAACACCAUGGCCCUGCAGCCUGCUGCAACACAGGACCAGAGCAGUUAAAUAAAGAAGAGCAAGCAUUAUAGUUAGCCUAUUGGUGGAACAUUACAGUUUUUGGCAGCAGCCAUCCACCACAGUCCUGCUUCCACGGAUUAUUCUACCUGGACAUUAAGCUAAUGUGUUUAUUUGUUAGACAGAAGUAUUCUCAUUUGUAACCAAUGUAUGACUCUAGAGACAGACAGUGAUCAAAUCACUUUAUAAAUAAAAUCAAUAAAAUACAGUUUAUCACAUUCAAA